Molecule: messenger RNA, 5982 nt
Organism: Oreochromis aureus
Lineage: Eukaryota; Metazoa; Chordata; Actinopteri; Cichliformes; Cichlidae
Gene: reps1
Product: RALBP1 associated Eps domain containing 1
Exons: 19
Coding region: 570-3020 (816 amino acids)
Biological process (GO): endosomal transport; endocytosis
Cellular component (GO): cytoplasm; plasma membrane
Molecular function (GO): calcium ion binding; protein binding
Source: RefSeq, a predicted model, not a curated record
ACUGGUGGCAGGAAUGGCGGCUAUGAUCACUAGAGGAAGGAACCAAGAGACCCUGAAACUUUACUUCUGACGGCCCCGCAGAGGAAUGUGUUUCUAGUGAAGGGCAGAAACACCCUCCUGUAACGGAUUACAGCGAGAAGAAGUGCUGUAACGUGAGAUCACGGCGGUAGAUGUCCGGGUCGGGGAGGUGGACGCACUUUGCUAGUUAGCCUAACGUUAGUGCCACUGACUUUGAUUCAAGGUAGCUGUUAGCCCGCUGCACUACUAGCCAGCUGUUGGCUACUUGGCUUGGCUGGCCCAACAAGUUAUUAACUGUGUGAAAGCAGCCUUUAUUUAAAUCUUCGAGUCGGGAUCGGCGCUCCUGUUUGGUACACAGUAUUAGGGACGUUUACAGAGAUUGGGAUAAGGCGCGCUGGGAACAUCAUUACAACAGCUAACCUCAACGUUAGCUCGGCUUAGCUAAGUUGGGAUCCUGAAGUCUCGCCCAUUUUUUGGAUCCUGCCCCAGCCAUUGGCUAAGGGCUAAUCAACAGCCAACUUGUGUUCUUUUCAGGCUCAAUUGGUACUACGAUGGAAAGUCUAACGCUGAGUGAUGUCGAGCAGAAAUAUUACUCGGAUUUGUUCGUUUACUGUGACACGGACAACACCAAAAAAGUGGCUUCCAACGGGAGAGUUCUUGACCUUUUCCGGGCGGCCCAGCUACCCAGCGAAGUUGUCCUGCAGAUCACAGAGCUAUGUGGAGCCACUCGGCUGGGUCACUUCGGUCGGAGCCAGUUCUACAUCGCUCUGAAGCUCAUCGCCAUCGCCCAGUCAGGGCUGCCUCUGAGGGUGGAGAGCCUCAACUCGGUCAAGGAUCUACCGUUGCCAAGGUUUGUGGUGGGGAAGAACGAGGCAGAAGCGAGACAUGCUGCACUGUACCAAGAUCCCGACAGUCAGGGAUUGUACCCUGCCCCCGGUACUGCAGUAAUACCCAGGCCACCUGGCAGGGGUCACCAGAACAAGAAAGGACAUCCCUCAUCCACUUCACUUCCUGUCCAUGAGGUCAUCCAGCCCCUGGCAACUACUAUAGAACCACAGCCUGAACCAACGUCCCCAGUGGUCUCCCCUCACCAGUCUCCCCCAACCUCACCUCAUUCCUGGAGGAAGCACAAGCGGCAACACAGUGGAGGAAACGCAGAGCGACAACCUGUGGUGGCAGCAACUGGAGCCGUGUGGACGCAGUUCAGAGAACCACAAACAGGUCCAGUGGCUGGCGAUGGCAUGUGGCCGUCCCACUCACCGCCUCUUCCAGGUCAGGAGAGUUGGGUCAGUUUUACAGCAGACACGCCGCCUUCCAGCACGCUCCCAGCAAUGCACCCAUCAUCAGUCCAGGAAAGCACAACGAUACGAACAGUAGCCUCAGCUGCAACGACCAAUGAGAUCCAGCGACAGUCCAGCACGUACGAUGAUCCGUGGAAGAUCACAGACGAGCAGAGGCAGUAUUACAUUAACCAGUUUAAAACAAUUCAGCCUGACCUCACUGGCUUCAUACCUGGUUCAGCAGCAAAAGAAUUCUUCACUAAAUCAAAGCUACCGAUUUUAGAAUUGUCACAUAUUUGGGAGCUGUCAGACUUUGAUAAAGACGGAGCGCUGACCCUGGAUGAAUUCUGCGCUGCCUUUCACCUGGUUGUGGCCAGGAAGAAUGGCUACGACCUCCCCGAGAAGCUUCCUGAGAGCCUGAUGCCAAAGCUGAUUGACCUCGAUGACUCAGCAGAAGUCCCAGAGCAGACUGCUGAUGUUGGAUACUCUGCGUCACCAGUAGAGGUGACCCCCAACAAGUCUCCCUCAAUGCCUUCGCUCAAUCAAGCCUGGCCAGAGAUGAACCAGAGCAACGAGUGGGAGACGUUUAGCGAGCGCUCCUCCAGCUCACAAACUCUGACCCAAUUUGACUCUAACAUUGCACCAGCUGACCCUGACACGGCCAUCGUUCACCCAGUUCCCAUCCGGAUGACGCCCAGUAAGAUUCACAUGCAGGAGAUGGAGCUGAAGAGGACUGGCAGUGACCACAAUCAUCCUACCAGUCCUCUGCUGGCUAAACCUCCAGAACUGUCUGAAGAAGCCAAAUUACCUGCCUCCAUGAAGUUUGUAGCUGCCAACACUGUAGGUGAUGGUUACAGCAGUUCAGACUCUUUCACCUCAGACCAGGAGCCAAUCACAAGGCAGAGGUCUCAGUCGGGUACGUCCCCAGAGGCUUUGAAGGUGGUAGCCCCGCCUCCCCCUCCACCCCGCCCCCACCCCUCCCACUCUCGCUCCUCAUCUCUGGACAUGAAUCGCACCUUUGCUGCCACGUCUGCCACAGGACAACCCCAACCCUCUACGAUAGCUUACCCUCCUGCUGUGCCUCCACGGCCGCUUCCCACACAAACAUCAGUACCACUUACCGGGCAUCGCGUAGAGGCGGAGAGUAUAGCAGGGGGCGGGGCGGUGCUCACCACCACGUCCCCGCAGCAGAUUCCCCAGCAGCCCAACUUUGCAGAUUUCAGCCAGUUUCAGGCCUUUGCAGCCUCUGAGCAGCCCUCAAGCCUACCAGAGGUGGACAAACACAUUGAGCCAGGACAGGGGGACAAGCCUUCGGAGGGUGCCGGCCCCUUGAGAACAGUUAAGAGUGACGGACAAGCCGAUGAGAGACCCUCAGCUACAGUCAACUCUGGAGCCAAAGGCUCCUCCGGCCCCCUGGCUCCUCCCCCCAAACCUGUACGUCGGAGGUUGAAGUCUGAAGACGAGCUGAGGCCGGAGGAAGAGCAGCACGGUCCACAGAAAUCUAACGUCAUAGCCGCCGUCCUGGCCACUCAGCCUUCCAUUCCCAGGUCAGUUGGAAAGGACAAAAAGGCGAUUCAGGCUUCAAUCAGAAGGAACAAGGAGACAAACACUGUUUUGGCACGACUUAACAGUGAGCUCCAGCAGCAGCUGAAGGAUCUGCUUGAAGAGAGGAUAUCUCUAGAAGUCCAGCUGGAGCAGCUCAGACCCUUUUCCCAUCUUUAACCUACGUAUGGAGAGCAACUCUACUGUAGUUCAUCUGAAUCAAGGCUGUGGCCCUCGAUGCGACUCCUCCCUCCCUCCUCUCCUUUUCCUUCCAUCAAUCCCGGCUUUUCCCAGAGGCUUCAACCUGCCUCAGGGCGUUCCGUUAAAAACUGUCACGCUCAAUCACACACUGCUCAAUCGUAAACCGGACGGACCUGAGGGCACAGUCUUACCAGUGGGAGGGGAUCUUAGAAACUGGCACUUUUCACUUUUUGCUAAAGAGAGGCGAAGGUGAGGAGGAUGACGGCAAACUGAGAGGCAGAGCGCUCCAGCUCCAAGUUUGCUCUGAAGAUAAAACUGCUGGUGUCUUGAUUAAAUCACUCUCUGAAUGACUGAAGGAGAAAUGCGGAGUGUAUUUGUCAUGUUUGUGUGACUGUUUGUGCAUUUGUGUUCCUGGUGGCUGGCACCAGUAUGCUUGACUCGGCUGCACCAAACUCCUGCAGAAAAUUUAAAAAGGGGGCGAAACAGGUUGUUUUUCUUCUUUUGUGUAAGUGAACUGAGACGACCUGUAAAGGUUUUAGACCUUCGAAUAUCGUCUGAUGUCACAAACUCAAUAGGUUGGGUCUUGUUUAUUACACCGAAAUUGACAUGGAAGAGUAAAGACGGGCAAAUUGUGCUUUAAGUGAGCAUUAUAUGCUAAAACUUAUAAGUUUCUGGUUUAUAAAAAAAGGUUACAUUUUUCCUCUUUUCACUUUUUGAUCCGUGCUACUACUGUAGUGAUUUGAAGGCAUUUCUUCUUUUUGAAUCCUCAUGAAUGGUCUGUUCUGCUGAACAUGUGGCACCCAUGGCUGUCCACUAUUGUGAAAUAAUCCAAAGAACACAGAUUUUAUGGGCUUGCAAUGGGACACAUGAAGACCGAAGGAAGUCUACAGCACAAAUCAUCCGUCGGUACAUCGGUCAAUAAGCAAGUAAGGAUAAAUUUGUCUUUUUCUAAAUGGAGUUUGGUGUAGUCGCCCCUCUAUUUGUGAAACAUACUGGGCUAUCUCCAGACAGGACCUUUUGUGUGUUUGUGUGGGGCUUAAUGACUAAACCAACACGGUGAAGGCUUUUUUUUUUUUUUUUGUGACUCAUCCUGUGACAUGAACUCAGUCCACCCUUCCUCUCUUACUGCCCCUUCAAGUCUACAUGUAAACAUUUGCAUGGUUGAUGGCGUGAUGCAGUGAGUGAAAGUGCCGUGUCUUCUGUUUUUUUUUCUACAUGUUACAGUGUUUUGUUUUUUGGGAUCGUCGUGACUGAAUGGUUUCACUUUAUGCCAAAUGACUGAACUUUCACUCUUCUCUUUCACCUCCGCUCAGGCUGUGUUUGAAGAAAAAUGCACCACCUUUUCUUUCCCUGGAGUUUUCUUCAUUUAGUUUCAAACCUAGCUCUGGCUCGACAUUUCAACUUUCUUUCUAACGCUGCGGGUUUUGUUUCUUUUUUUUUUUUCGUUUUCUCUCCCAAACUUUAACUUCACCUCUAUGAGUCAAAAACAGACAUUCAUGUGAAGGGUUUGAAGAUACUCCAGCUGUUUGAUUGCAGGAAGCGGCGUUUAUGAAGAAUACAUUUGUUGCUGAUUGGGGAGAAGUUUCUCUUCAGCAAACAUGUGCACAGAUCCAAACUGAUGCAGAAGGUAGAGCUGAUUUUUGAUGAUUUAAAAAAGAAGAAAAAAACAACAACAACAACAACAACAAAACAGCUGUUUUCCAAUCGGGCAGUCAGCACUAUGCAAGAAUGGGCGAUACAUCCUCACAGACCAACUAUACCUAAGUGUUUGUACGAUGAUAGUAGCAACUAUGUGAACAGUAUACUCUGGUUUUUGUAUCGUAGCUCUUCCAGAACAUCAUCUACUGUACGUUUUGUGAUUUAUUUUUGCCUUUUUGUUGUUUUUUUUGGUGGUACUGAUGAGCAGUCCACUUCCCCGGGCUCCUGGCUCCAGAGGGAAGUAAACUCCAGAUCAGUGUUGUAUCAGGGCAGUUUCACCUGAAAUCUGUGGGUGUAGAUGAAGCUUAACUGGAGACCAGUCAACAGAAUGGGAGACCUGAAUGUCCCAACUGCACUUUGAACUGAAUCCCCCCCCCCCUUGUUCCCUCACAAUUUCUUUUAUUUGUUGUCUCCCUUUGCUUACUUUUAAUCUGCAUGUUGUCUUUCACGUGUAUUUAAAAAGAAGAUGCUUUAAGAUGAAAAAGAUAAUGAACCACUUGUUUUAUUUCUCAUGUUUUUGUUUUUUUUUUUUGUUGGGUUUUUUUUGGUUGUUGUUUUUUUUUUUUUUUUUUUGUGCCAGUGUCAUAAAAUGCCCCGUUUUUGGUCAGUGAAUUCUUCUUUUAUUAAUGAUUUAUCCUUGUGUGUUUUGUUUUGGUGAAGCAUCAGUCUUCUAAAGCCUUACUCCCCCCUGACCGGCGUUCAGGUUUCCACAGCGGCUGACUGACCUCUCUUCCUUGUUGUAUCAAGGCUCGCCUUCUUUUUUUUCUGCUGUUGAGGACGAUGAUGUAAUUGGUGUGUGUGUGUGUGUGUGUGUGUGUGUGCGUGUGCGUGCGCAUGUUGUUUCCAGACCUGGAACUAGUACCAUUUAAAACCCUGUUAAACACCUUCAUGUGGGAUUGAUUUUAUUUUGCUAGCACAACAGCUCCCUCGUCAUCCUUUAACCCAAAAGGCAAUCCAGGCAGGCAGAAGCAAUCAGUCGGUAAUGAAGUCUUUGAUGGGAUUUUGAAUGCUAUUUGCUCCCAGAUCUGUGUUGUAUAUUGUAUAUGAUACACACUUUUGGACUCAUAUGUAAAUUUGCAUUAAUUGCUGACUAACAGCGAAAGAAUAUUCUAUUUAAUUCCUUCUCUCUUGGCUGUGGGAACCCUAGAUGUUUAACUGCAUGGAUGUACUGUAUCUCUGCAGAUUCAACUAGCAGCUGUGUGAUUUUUACACAAAAAUAAAAAACGGCACAAUAUUUUAAAAA